This is a messenger RNA of Aureobasidium pullulans EXF-150, 813 nucleotides long. RefSeq lists its product as uncharacterized. Lineage: Eukaryota; Fungi; Ascomycota; Dothideomycetes; Dothideales; Saccotheciaceae. The coding region runs from base 1 to 813 and encodes 270 amino acids. The transcript has a single exon. The record is from RefSeq and is a predicted model, not a curated record.
AUGGCAGACUGUCAUUAUCAAGACGUCCACAUUGGCGCCGCCUGGAUCAGCAUGAUCGAGCCUUCACCAGGCCACGAGAGAUCUUUCAACCGCUGGUAUGCGAACGAUCACUUCUACUCCGGCGGCAUGUGUCUCCCAGGCAUCUUCGCCGGCCGUCGCUGGGUAGCCACCAAAGCGCUCCGUCAGCUUCGAUAUGCCAACACCGAAGACAUGAGAGAUUAUGGCUGUUACCUGCAUACCAAUUUGUUCGCUGCACACUUGGUGGACGAAGUCAACACUGCUCUGAGUAAGACGUUGCAAGAGUUGGGAGGCAAGGGCAGAAUGUAUGGAGAUGCGAUUUUUCGACGACAUAUCUAUACUGCUAUUACGCCUUAUCAAGGUGUUGUGUAUAGCGACUCCGCUGCGGAAGGACCACUGGAUAUUCAUGCCUUGGACUACCCGUUCGAAGGAGUGGUGUUGGAGAUCAUCGAUGCACGAUCUGUAGAGACGCGACCCCAGCUGAUAGGCUGGUUGAAGGAGACCUUUGUACCCCUCAAGAUCAACCAGAGCCCUGCUAUGACUAUGUGUUUGAUCUUUACACAUGCUGAUCUUCCCGAGAUGAUCAAAUCACCACGGCUACCUGAGAAGCUCGAAACUGGAGAUCAGAGGAUUGUGCUGUUAUGGUUUUUGGAGAAAGAACCGAGAGAAUGUUGGACGGGGUUUGAAGGACAUGCAGGGCUUGUAAACGAGAGCGAUCUGGGAGAUGUGGCGUUGGUCGCUCCUUUCAUGCCUACUGUACCAGGUACUGAUAGAUAUGUUGAUGAGUUAGGAUAG